Molecule: messenger RNA, 1606 nt
Organism: Salvia splendens (bonfire salvia)
Lineage: Eukaryota; Viridiplantae; Streptophyta; Magnoliopsida; Lamiales; Lamiaceae
Product: probable sodium/metabolite cotransporter BASS1, chloroplastic
Exons: 7
Coding region: 212-1420 (402 amino acids)
Cellular component (GO): membrane
Source: RefSeq, a predicted model, not a curated record
AAAUACUCUCAUUUCAAAUACAAAGUGGGACCUUGAGCUUGUCCUAGCAGAAAAACAUAUAUGGGUGUUGUGCUAUUGUCUAUGAACCGAAAGUAAAAGUGGGUCCGGGUCCACAUGCUCUUACUCAAAUGAAUUGACUAAGAUCAGUGAGCCAAGUGUCACUCUACUCCGAAAGGAAAAGCCAUCGCCGCCGCAUCGGAGAAAUCCAGUAAUGGAGUGGACCACCGCCAAAUCUCACUCACCCAUCUACGCUCUCCUCCGCAGACCUCCACCUUCAAACCGACCGCCACCGCCGCGUUCACCUAAAUCACACUUCUCACCAAUCUCAAUCAAGCUCAACAAUCUCCAAUCCCAAUCUCAAUUUCGGAAGCCCCUUUUCGCAGCCCCGACCUCACGCCGCCCCGAAUCGAAACCCACUCACUGCGGCAAUUCGUCGAACGCCGUGAAUGCAGAAGAGAGGAGCUGGAUCGAAGCGGCUGGGGAGGCGGUGUCGACCGCAUUUCCAGUGUGGGUGGCGCUGGGGUGCUUGCUAGGGCUGUUGCGGCCGAGCUCCUUCAAUUGGGUGCAGCCGAAGUUGACGGUGAUGGGCAUCACCCUCACCAUGCUUGGAAUGGGCAUGACGCUCACCUUUGAUGAUCUCCGCGGCGCCCUCGCUAUGCCUAAGGAGUUGUUUGCUGGAUUCUUCUUGCAGUAUUCGAUAAUGCCAUUAUCCGGAUAUAUUGUGAGCAAGCUCUUAAACUUGCCGUCAUAUUAUGCAGCCGGCUUGAUACUGGUGGGAUGCUGCCCCGGAGGAACAGCCAGUAACAUCGUUACAUACAUUGCACGCGGAAAUGUGGCUCUUUCCGUGUUAAUGACGGCUGCAAGUACGCUCUCUGCUGUGGUUAUGACUCCUUUUCUCACAGCAAAACUCGCAGGCCAAUAUGUUGCCGUCGACGCAGCAGGUCUAUUCAUGUCGACUUUGCAGGUUGUGCUUCUCCCGGUUCUGGCUGGCGCAUUUCUGAAUCAGUACUUCCGGGGCCUUGUUAAGAUCGUCUGCCCCGUGAUGCCUCCCAUCGCUGUAGCAACUGUCGCGAUCCUAUGUGGAAAUGCAAUCGCUCAGAGUUCCUCCGCGAUCCUCACGUCUGGCCUACAGGUAGUUCUUGCAGUGGCCUUUCUUCACACUUCAGGGUUCUUCUUUGGAUACGUGCUUUCGAGAAUGUUGGGGAUCGACGUAUCCUCUUCGAGAACAAUCUCCAUCGAGGUUGGAAUGCAGAACUCGGUGCUUGGAGUGGUUCUUGCGACUCAACACUUUGGGAACCCGUUGACAGCUGUGCCAUGCGCGGUUUCCAGUGUGUGCCACUCGAUCUUUGGUAGUGCGUUGGCUGGGAUUUGGAGACGGGACAUCCCCAAGAAAGAUCGAGACGAGAAACAAGAUGCAUAGUUGCAAGGCAAAUCUGUCAUCUUUUCUCUCUAUCUGGUAUUGGAAUUUAGGCAGCUUUGUAUCCCAACAAAUUGUAGCUUUGGCGUAUUGAUAUGGUUCUUUGUUGUUGUUGUUGUUUCGAUUUUUUAUUUGCAAUGAAGCAGUGGGGGGCAGUUAAGGUGGUGAGCAAAAGGUUUAUUUCAUGAA